Messenger RNA from Talaromyces rugulosus, 2184 nucleotides. RefSeq lists its product as uncharacterized. Gene Ontology annotation, molecular function: zinc ion binding; DNA-binding transcription factor activity, RNA polymerase II-specific. Lineage: Eukaryota; Fungi; Ascomycota; Eurotiomycetes; Eurotiales; Trichocomaceae. Gene Ontology annotation, biological process: regulation of DNA-templated transcription. The transcript is spliced from 7 exons. The coding region runs from base 1 to 2184 and encodes 727 amino acids. The record is from RefSeq and is a predicted model, not a curated record.
AUGGGUCGCAAGCCCAACCAGCUGAUUCUAGAGUUUUUUACGCGUGGUCCGAAACUGGAGGACGCCAGCAACAGGUACCAGCACACCUGCAAAGCAUGCGGCGAGAAGUUUCCCAAGGGCCGCAUCGAUAGCCUCACCAAUCACCUGGUGAAGAAGUGCCAGGCCAUCUCAAUGUCCACCCGGCAGUCCGUUGUCAUGCGCAUCCAUGACCUCCCCGCCCUCGACGACAGCGAUCCGAACAAAGCAGCCGUGCUCGCGAGGCUUCAGAAAGGGAAGAACGCCGAUAUGCCGUAUUCGACGCGACCGGCUUUCGACGGCCUGAAUGUGUUGGCUGAGGCGUCGAGACAAGUCGGCGCGUCCGACCAGACCAAGCGUGGCCCGAAAUACACCCAGACGAUGACUGUUGGCGGGAAAACAGUGAUGAUUGAUCCUGCUCUUGAGGCCGAAGCAUUUCAAACGCACGAAGAGCUAACAAAUGAAGCCGUCCUAGCAGGAGUCGCUGCAGCUGCUUCCAUGACCCCAACGCCUUCCGUACCUGGUGACCAGCCUCCCUCCGAUUCGCCAUCAAUGACUCAUAACGAGACCCUGCCGGUCGACGUGACUACCACUGGGACACAGUCCUCAUCUCACCUGUCGCUGAUAGCGGCCUCUGCCAGUGAAAUGGCUUCACAAACUCUCGCCAUGGAUAAUGACAACGCAUCACUGCCAGACGGCCUCCCAAGGGUUGGAUCAGCCUGGACCGAUCAUCAGCUAUCCAGUACAGACCAGUUCCUUCUGGAGAGUUUGCAGGCAUCGGAUCCCUCCUUAGCAGCAACUCAACGCGCUGCGUCAUUUCCUCGGCCAAUUGCAAUGAACCCAAAUUCGCAGACCAAGGGAUUCGUCAACGACUUUGGUGGUACUUCCUCCAAGCCGGCAAAGCCCAAGGUUCGUGGAAGAUUCAGUCCAGACCGUAGAAAGGAAGUCCAGGAAGUGCGCAAGAGGGGCGCGUGCAUCCGGUGCCGUAUGCUCAAGAAACCAUGUUCCGGGGAGAGCCCCUGUAACACGUGUGCAUCUGUCGAAAGCGCCCGGCUAUGGAAACAGCCAUGUAUCCGCACUCGCCUUGUCGACGAAUUCGAACUUUACAGUGCCGGACUCCAUACAACCCUAGCAUACCACGACGUAAAUGCUACCAAAGCACAAUGCCAAUUUGACCACUUCCUUGGGCGCAUCGAGGCUACCCAUUUUGACGAUAGUCUUUUUUUCGCGACUUUUACAGGUAGCUUGGGCCGCAAGACCAAUCUACCAACUCUUGAUCCUCAGCUGCAAGCAUUGGUUGAGGAUGGCCAGUUUCCGGGUUCGACCCAAGAACUGUACAUGUUGGAUAAUGAUGGGGACGAUCUUCCCGGGAAAGUGGAAGCCUACAUAAAGAGGAUGUCGUCGUCUUUCAUCGAAGAAGAGCGGUCCAUAUUUAUGAAGCAGACUCUGAUUUUGGCUACGCAGCUGGCUCAUGAAAAAAAGGACAUGCUCCUCGAGCGUGUAUUAGAGCUAUGGCACUCAACCCACGUUCUUGUCGACUCCGAGUUGGAAUGGAAGCUGUUUUCCAAUUCCACAUUGCCGCCAACACCAGCCAACACCUUGGCUCCGUCAACUGACGACGGUCGGGUGCCAAUUGACCGCAAUGUCAAUACAGAAAACUAUAACCUUUUGUGCAGCCAGCUGCGGGGAGCCGUCGAAAAACGGGCAGGCCACCUCAGUAAGAUUGUGAUGAACGAGUUGGAGCGCCGCCUCCUCCAGCGUCAUCAUAGUGGCUGGUUCGAGACCUUUUUGGUUUCCAUAAUUCUUCUCAACUGUGUGGAGCGCGUUUGCUGGCUGUUCACAACCUGGGAAGAUGAAGCUUUUGUGGGACGCUGGCCCCUCGACAAACGCCCGCAACAAUACGCCAGCCAGGGAGGCAGGUUUUCCGACAUCCUUCAUAUGCUUUUGCGAAUGCGCAGUCUCCCUCCAAGGACCGUUGUCAACCCAGAAACUGGUCUUCUCAAAGCCGCGGAGAAUAGUGACCCCAAUGCUGCCGUGUGGUUCGACAACAUUCAGCUUUCGCCUAUGUACCUGGAACAGCGUCGGAAUGCCGAGUUUAACCCGGCAGACUCGCGCUCCUUCGAGUUAAAGCAUGCGUCAAAAAUUCUUUUACCGCCCCCGACACUCUAA